UUUGGUGUAAACAUCACUGCCAUACUCAUUAGGACUACAGUAAACCGUCUACACUUAUAGAUAACGUACAGUAAAACAAUUAGUAUUUUAGUCUAUUUGCUGCUCAUUUGUAAGCGCCUCACGCAAAUACUACAGCACGUUGUAAUAAGCGGGAACGUAACUAAUUACUUCAAACAGGAGCUUCCCACGUGUACAAUCAAAAGUGGCCUUUGCUUUUCUGCCAUGCAACAACGGUACAUGCACAUGUCUGUAUUGUUACACAAUACCGGGUUUUUUUAUCGAGUGAAGCUUGGAGCAGAGGGCUCGCAAAUUAUAUCAGUAGAUAAACAUUAAGUUUUGUGAGCGAUAGUCCCAUACCAUCGAUCUUUCAGUCCUCGCCACGCUUUACCAUAGUUUUAGUGUGUUGGGGACGAGCCGUCAGGCACACGACAGCAUCACAGACAGGAAUGCAAAAUAAAACGAUACAUCAACAAAUAUAAUGCGGUGGAAGAGAACAGCUUUGUUAAAUGCGGUGCUAGUGGUAGCCACGUCAGCGCUGCACCUCACUGUAGAACAUGGGAUACACAGUGACCAGAACGGUACCAGCCUUGCUGCCAUCGAUGAAACGGCCAAUUCAGUGCUUGUUCCCACCAUUACAAAUUCCGAGAAUUUUGCAGUGAACGAAACAGUUACCGAUAACACAACGAAUGAAAAACCUUUCAUGUCAACACAAUCUAACUCUUAUUCUAAUAGCAAUAGUGUCGCAUACGCAAAUGAGCCAAUUGGCGACAAAGAAAAGAGGAUGGACACUGAAAGUUUGCAUAUUAGAACCGGCGACGAUGGCGAUGACGGGGGUGACGAGAAUAAUGGUAACGAUAAUAAUAACGGUAACGAUAAUAGUCACGAUAGUAAUGAUGGUGACGAUAAUAAUGAAGGUGACGAUAAUAAUGAUGAGAAAUUAGUUGUGGACACAUCGUCUGGUAAAGUACGUGGUCAUAUCUGGCGGAAAAAUGAAAACAUAAUUAGCUACAUUGAUAUAAAAUACGGCACUUUCAACAGCCUAUUUGAGGCUCCAGUAGCACCAAACAGAUCAAAUACAGUUCAUGAAAUUAAAGAACAUGCAUCCCGAUGUCCGCAGCUACAAGAUAAUAAAGUUGUCGGAGAUACAGACUGUCUGACAUUGAGCAUCUUCAAACCACCGAAUGUUAAAAAUGCGAGUGUCCUUGUUCACAUCCACGAGGGGAAUUUUAUUGGAGAAAGCGCCAAUCCUAAAAUAUACGGUCCAGAAUAUUUAACAGCAAAACAAAUAAUCCUGGUGUUACCUAAUUAUAGACUAGGACCGCUCGGAUUCCUCUGUAUGCAAGAUAAAACUGCUCCCGGUAACGCAGCUUUAAAAGACUUGUCUUUAGCGUUGACAUGGGUAAAAACGAACAUUGAGAAAUUUGGUGGAAACCCUGGAAAUGUGGCAGUAAGUGGCAUUGGUACCGCGGGUGCAUUGGCUGGAUAUCUGGCACUGUCUCCGAUGUCAUAUGAGAAUGUCCACAAAGUUAUCAUAGAAAGUGGUUCAGUUUUAUCUCAUUGGGCAAUAGAUAGAGAUCCCAUCGAUACUGCAACACGCUUAUCCAGUAAGAUUGAAAAUUUUAAAUCAUUUGAGGAUGUAGAUCUAAAACCAUUAUUGAAAGCUGCAGAAACCGUUGCGUUGAGACCAUGUUUAGAAAAAACUGAUAAACCUUUUAUGACUGAAACUCCAUGGAAAGUUAUGGAAAACAAAGAAAUUAAAAUCCCCUUUAUGAUGGGUACGGCCAAGUAUGCUGGCGUCCAUGAAUUUUUAAGUCUUACACAACAAACUGUUCAGGAGUUGAAUGAAGACGUCGGUCUCUUGUUGCCAAACGAUUUACACUUCACAAGCGACGACGAAAGAACAAGAAUAGGCAAUAGAGUAAAAAAUGAAUAUUUUGGUGAGGACACUAUUAGCCUGAGCAGUGCGGAACGACUGACACUGUAUUAUACGGACGCUGCAUAUCUUGGUCCUGCAAUGCGCACUGCUCGACCGUUGGUUGGCUCUGGUGCAACGGUAUACUUCUAUGAAUUUUCUUUUGUUGGUGAAUUUAACAGGGAAUCGCAUGCUAUUGAAAGCCCGGUAGAGGGUGCAGUGAGGGGUGACCUCAUUGGUUACAUUUUCAUGCAAGAUGGAGUCGCGCCAGCCGAAAAUACAGCCGAGCGAUCAAUGGUGGAGUGUCUAGUCGAAUUAUGGACCAGUUUCAUCAAUACAGGUACACCGACCUCCACCGACAUAACUUGGGAGAAGUUUGACAACGAGGACCCUUCCGAAGAACACUGGCUAUCGAUCGACACCGACGUGACUCCGUCAAAGGGCGUGCAUGUGGAGCGCAUGACGCUGUGGACUGAGAUAUACAAGGAGUACUUCAUAGAGAAGAGCCUCGCCUACGGGAUGUCUCCCAGCGUCUGCACCGUCCUCCUCCUUCAGGCUGUGUUCUUUAUCACAUUCUUUAGGCACGCCUGGCAUUUCUUCUGAGGGAUCAGUUUAACAAUGACUUGAUGCUAAUUAGUUGUUAAUUCACCGUGACAAAAGCCAUGUACUUUAAAUAAUAUGAAGGUAUAUUUUGAUUAAAUCAUGUA
Molecule: messenger RNA, 2619 nt
Organism: Spodoptera litura
Lineage: Eukaryota; Metazoa; Arthropoda; Insecta; Lepidoptera; Noctuidae
Source: RefSeq, a predicted model, not a curated record